GGCGGUGGCGGCGCCAUGCGGCGGGCCGGGAAGCGGACCGCUGCCACAUGUGCACCGCCCCUCACGCUGUGUGCUGCCGCCUAGCUCACGCUGCCAUUAUCUCCACGUGUUUCUGCCCUCACGUCCAUAGCGCCACAUUAUUUUGUCCAUUAUCAAGUCGUGAGCCGUGCGUGGCGCCGUGAGCGUGUGCAUCUUGAAGGGACGUGCGGCAGCUAGGGGCACGGGGCUGCUGCUGCUGCUGGGAGGGAAGGACCUACGUGAGGCGCCGUGUGAAAGUGUCGUGGUGGUCCUGGCUCACAGCAUGUGUUGACGCACACAAACAUAUGGCCCAGCGGAGGAGUGACUGUCUGCUUACCUCACCCUCGUGCGUACAGUGUCGCGUCCAGCUGUGUCUUGCCAGCUGAGUAUGUUCCCGAACGGCUACCCCAGCGGGUACCCGCCGGCGGCGGCACCCAUGCCCAACGGCGGCGGCUACUAUGUGUUUCAGCCAGUGGCCCCCCGUCAACCCACACCACACACACCACCAGGGCAGUAUCAUCCUACCCAAAUAGCCCCAGGUCACCCACCAGCCCCCUACCAGCCCAUACAUUACCAAACCAAUCAGGGAGGUAAGCACGAACCUCCCUCCACCAUCCAGUACCGGCAGCCUCAUGGAGUGUUUUACCCUCCUGCUUCACAACCCCAGCUGAAGACCACCGUGAAUCAGGCACCUCAAAGGGAGAAGAAAACACUUGCCAUUGUGGAUCCCAACACUGGCAAGAAUAUUCUUGAUGACAUGAAUAAUGAAAAGCCCGACAGGACCCCAACACCGCCUCAGUCAUCAGAAUCAAGUGCAAGAAAUACUCCUGCCCCAAGUGGAACACCACCUUCCAAGACAGAAUCUGCUGCAAUAGCUGCCAAGUUUGCAGAGGAAGUGGCUAAAAAAGCGGCAGAAAAGGACAUUGACAUGGAAACUUCAGAACCAGUGAGGACUAACAAACAAAGUGACUCUAGCUCUAGUACGGUUAUAGUUAGUGAUAGUAGAGAAAGUAAAGAAAAAUUAAACAAUAGUAUAGGAAAUAAGCCAGAACCAGUGAACAUCAGUUUAGUGGACAGUGCUCUUGGAAAAGUAGUUCCUGAUGCAGUGGAGGCCAUCAGUGCUCAGGCCAAACAGCAGCAGCAACAGGACUCGCCGCAGCAAAUUCAGUUGCAACAAUAUCCUCAGCAGGUGCCUCAGUUGCAGCCGUCACACCUGACCCAACAGGUGCCCCCACAGUCAUUGCAGCCAUCUAUACAACUGACACAGUCUUUACAGCAGUUAUCACAGCCAAAUGUACCACAGUUGUCACAGCCAACAGUGCAACCAUUACCACAGCCAGCUGUGCACCAGCUGCCACAGCCAGCUGUACCGCAGUUGUCACAGGCAUCUGUACAGCAGCUGCCACAGGCAUCUGUUCAGCAGUUGCCACAGGCUGCUGUUCAGCAGUUGCCACAGGCUGCUGUUCAGCAGUUGCCACAGGCUGCUGUUCAGCAGUUGCCACAGGCUGCUGUUCAGCAGUUGCCACAGGCUGCUGUUCAACAGCUGCCACAGGCUGCUGUUCAGCAGUUGCCACAGGCUGCUGUUCAAUUGUCACAGCCAACUGUUCAACAGUUGCCACAGGCAGCUGUUCACCAGUUGUCACAACCUUCUCAACAGCAAAUGCAGCAUUUACCACAAGGGACACAAGUGGUACCACAGCUGCCACAGCAGUUGUCUCAGCAAGUGCCACUGCAACCCCCACCAAAACAAAAAUCACCAGUUCCUCAGCAUCCUCAGCAACCCCAGUCACAACAAAAACAACAGCAGCAGCAGCAACAACAACAACAACAGCAGCAGCAGCAACAACAGCAGCAGCAACCACAGCAGCAGCAACCACAGCAACAGCAACCACAGCAACAGCAACCACCACAGCCUCCUCAGCCAGCACAGCAGCCAAAACAACCAGAACAGCAGUUGCCACAACCACCCACUGAAACUGCAUCUCCUCAACCUCCAUCACAACAGCUACAACAACCUCAGUUGCAGCAAACACAGAAGCAUUUAGAACCUUCACCAAAGACAGAGCCUGCUACCAAACUGCAGGUUACCACACCGUCUGAGGUCAGGGAACCUUCACCUCCAGCAAAACCAGAGUCACAGUUGCCUGUGAAGCAGCAUAAUCCAAAACCAACUGUUGUGCCUACGCCAUUGCCGAAAGAGAAGGAACCUACACCAGAGAUCCAACCAACUCAAAGCAAACGUCCGAAGGGCCCUCGUGAAGAACCUGCCCCACCACCACAGGACACCGUUGAUGACGGUGCUGCCCAGACCCAACAACCACAAGUUGCAGUGCAGCCACAGAAGACAGCUCCACACACUGUCCAACAGCCUGUUCACAAAUAUGCUGUCCAAGUGCAGAAUACCAAAGAAAAGGAAAAGAAAGAAAAGACUCCAGAACCACAAGUCCAGGCUAAACCUCAGCCACCUCCAGCACUUAAGACCUCCCCCUCUCCACCACCUGUCAAGGAGCCUGUCCCUCCUGUGGCUCCCUCAGCCACCAACAGCGACGAGAAAGAGAAUGAACCAGAACCAAAGGAGAAGGAAGUCAACAAUGUAGAAUGUGAAGUCAACAAUGUCCAUGAAGAGAAGGAGGAGGCUGCAGUGGAUGAAGAGGAGACAGAUGAUCAAGAAAAGAAGGAAGAUGGACCACAGUUAAAAUACAGUUAUAAAGAGGAUCAGUGGAGUCCUGUAAAUCCAGAUGGAAAGCGUCAAUAUGACAGGAGAUUUCUAUUGGAGCUUCAAAACAAUCCCCUUUCCCUAAAGAAGCCUGAAUCUCUGCCUAACUUGGAGGUGGUGCGAGAUGGGCCUGGACGGCCCAAGACCUUCGACCCACGGGGUUCCAUGGCACAUGCUGGGAAUGGUCCCGACUUCAUCCCUGAUUACGUCAAGUCAAGUCUGGGGAAUAAGCAACCAAGAGCAGUUGGUCGUAACAGUCAGCAGCGACCACGCGAGGCUGGUGGACCAGUGCCGCAGGGAAGAGGAGGACGCGGGCAGGGGAAGAUCAUUGUUAUCGCCUCCACCACCCGAGAGCCAAAGCUUAAAACAACUGAGAAUGCAUGGAAGCCCUCAGCCAAAGAAGCCAGCAAAACUGCUGCUGAUGAUGCUCAGAUUUUGAAGGUGAUGAGAGGUAUUCUCAACAAGCUCACUCCUGAAAAGUUUGGGAAGCUUGUGGAUACAGUCAAAACUAUGCCCAUCAAUACAACGGAAAGGUUAUCUGCUGUUAUUGACCUCAUAUUUGAAAAGGCUGUGGAUGAGCAAAGCUUUUCAUCGACUUACGCCCAAUUGUGCCAAGUUCUUUCAUUGAUGUCCGUUCGAGGGAAUGGCAAUGAAGCUAAUUCUGGCAAGCAGCAGGAGGUGAAAUUCAGGAACCUCAUAAUCAACAAAUGCCAGAAAGAGUUUGAAAAGGACAAUACAGAUGCCUUUAGAGCAGAGAAGUCAAAAGAAAUUGAUGCAUGUUCAGAUCCUGAUAAGAAAGUAGAACUAGCAGCAAAACUGAUGUAUGAAGAAACAAAAAUGAGGAAGCGGUCUGUAGGAAACAUUAGGUUUAUCGGAGAGUUGUACAAGCUGCGCAUGUUGACGUCUCCCAUCAUGAUGCGCAUCAUUGGCACGCUAUUAGAAAGAGGAGAUGAAGAGUCCUUAGAGUGCCUCUGUAAGCUUCUAACAACAAUAGGAAAGAUUCUUGAAGCUCAGUGUGGCACACAGCAGAAGGCAAUGUCUGAGCUGGACAAGUACUUCAAGAUAAUGGAUAAGAUUGUUCAAGAACGUCAGACAGUCACCAGAGUGAGAUUCCUCAUGAUGGAUGUAAUUGACCUACGGCAAAAUCAAUGGGUGCCGAGAAGAGAGGACAACAAACCAAAGACUAAGGCUCAAGUUCAGGAGGCAAUGAAAAGAGAAGAGAUUGAGCAGCAGAUGGCGUUAGCGAAUAAUCCUGGUCGGCGGGAUGAUCGGGACAGAGAAAGGGACCGCAGACGGCCGAGAGAAAACCGUAGCUCACAGAUGUCUGACGAGGGCUGGAGUGUGGCAUCUACCAAGGGAAGGCAGUUUGACUCUGCUCGAUUGAAGACCUUCAGUAGGCCUGGUUCUGGUGUAAUGGAGCUGACGUUAAGAAGUAACUUCGGGGAUUGGGGGCGCGGCAGCUCAGGUGGUGGCUUGAAAGAUCACAAUGAAAAUAAACAGCAGGAAAGCAAUCGCUUCAAUGUACUGAUGGACAGCCCGAGUGGCAGUGCAAUUGCAGGAGACAACAGGAGAAAUGCUCCUGCAAUGGGCAGUAACCGGUUGGCUCCUGGUGGAGGGCCUGCACGGCAAGGAGGCUUUGGCAGCAAGAGUAUGCCACCUCUCAAUGACAAGGAAAGUGCCAUCUCUGCUGUCAAAAAGUUUGUUGCUCCAGACCGAAGCAAGUCAACUAGUCGUCCAGAAUCCAGAGAUAACUCUAUACCUCGAGAACCUGAACCAACGAGACAGUAUUCCCCUGUUGAUGUUGAAGCUUUCGGGAAGAUAGCCAUCGCGAUCAUAGAUGAAUAUACACAUAACAGUGAUCCUGAGGAAGCAAAAUUGUGUGUGAAGGAGAAGUUUACUCCUUCAACAGUCAAGUAUUUUGUACAGUUUUCAUUGGAAUGGGUUCUUGAUCGUGACACCAAGCGAAGAAAAAUGGUUGGGCAGUUGUACCACGACCUCAUCCUUGAAAAACUACUGACGGUGGAUCAGCUGCUGGAAGGGUCACAAGAGUGUCUAAGUAUGGUGGAGGACUUUGAAAUUGAUAUUCCACAAGUUUGUGAAUACCUGGGUGAAGUGUUUGCUCCCUGCCUCAAUGACAGUGCUGUGUCCAUACACAGAUUAAUAGAUUUGGCCCAGUGUGCUGGAAACAGGAAGGAGCAUAUAUUUGCUUGGAUUUUGUCCAAAGCAGCAAUGAUCAUGAGUCCAAACAAGGUGUCUGAUCUGUGGAAUUCAUCUGGUCUCAGCUGGUCUUCCAUAGUACCCCAGAGUACCAACUUGGAAGAAUUCCUGGCCAAACACCAAGUGGAGUUCACUAUGGACAAAAAUAAGACUGGGAACCAGAGUGGCUGGAACCCUCAGAAGGUGGAGGCAGAGUUCCUUAAGCUGUUCAAGAGAGCAUCAAAUGACGAAAUCUUUGGAUGGAUUGAGGCAAACAUUGGAAAUGAUGCCAAGAGCAGCAAAUUCAUUCGUGCCUUGGUCACCGCCUUAGUGGAGAGUCAAGCUGCAACUUCAAAUGAUGGUUCUUCUAUUCGUGUGUGUGAGGACUUUGAAGAGAAAAUGAAGAACCGCCUGGCUGUGGUGCUGAAGUAUGUUGAUGGAAAUGAAAUUUUGGAGAUGCAGUGUAUCUAUGCCCUCCAAGCCCUAUGUGUUAAGCAUCAAUAUCCUCAAGGUCUCCUCGAAAAAUGCUUCAAUGCUUUUUAUGACUCUGAAGUAGUGUCAGAAGAGGCCUUUGAAGAGUGGGUCAACUCCAAGGACCCCGAGGAGCAAGAGGGUAAAGGAGUGUGCAUUACCUCUGUCCAGAACUUCAUGCGCUGGCUCAAGGAGGCUGAUGAAGAAGGAUAGACUUCUGAUCAUAUGCCCCUCUUACCUCCUCAAUUCUUCCUUAAUGGUGUUAAUAGGAACCAUGGCUUUGUUACUGAUAAAGAAUAUAUUAUGAAAGAAUUUGAAAUAAAAAAAAUGGAGCCAAACAUUUAGAUAUUUGUGAUUUUACUACAGCUACUAGUGUCUUGAGCCUGGCACGAAAGGCAGAUCUUUCAAAGGCUUCCUACUUUUUUGUUGGAAUGAAGUGUGCUAAUGCUGGUAGUCUGUCGGCCGUCUUUCUCUCACACUGAGGGCCACACUGCCGGCCGACGCCGUGUACAUGCAAGAGUAAACCUUAAGCUUGUUUAUGCUGCCUCUUCCUUUUCUUUAUUUAUUUUCUAUGUAAAAAGUGCACAUGGAAAGAGUAACAAUGUUAAGUGGAAGUGCAGAUGGUUUUGUAAUCUUUGCUAGGGUGAGAAUUGGUUGCAUAUUAUUGUUAUUGUGUUAUAGCAUAGUAAAAUGAGAAUUGCAUUCCCUACACUUCCAAGAUAUUGAGUGAUUGUAUAGAAAAAUAUAUGCAUUUAGAUACUUGAAAAGCUCAGUUACUUGUUUACAGCUUGGCUCCUCAUAAGUUUUGUAAUUAUGGCUCAAAUUCUGUGAUUUAUUUUGUAUAUUUAUAUAUAUAUAGUUAAAGUCAUGUACAGACCCGAGCAUGUGCCUAAGGCUGGAGGAUAUGCUUGCUGGCUGCUGUCAACUCCCAUGAACUCCUCUGCUACUCAGGGAUGUUGACACAGUUUGUUGAAUUUAAUAUGCAAAAUGUGACAUUUGCAACCACGGCAAGUCGCUGUGUGUCCCAUCAAGGGCUUGCUAAUCUGCUAGUUGUUAUAACGAGUCAGACGAGCUCUGCCCUGUGCCCCGGACGUGUGACCUCUCAUGGUGUAAGGUGCCAUGACUCGACAAACUCAAGUUCAUUCUCAGUUGAUAACUCUUGCGCUGUGCUGUCCCAUUUUUUGCUGCUACUGAGCUUUGCUACACCUAGAGGAUGCCCCACUUGAGCCAUAGUUUUGUGCAGGGGAUGUGUUUCUUCAGAACUUGACUGGACUGACUCCUGACCUUGUGCUAAUUUUUUGAUGGGCACAGGAUAGAGUUCCACUUCUUGUUUCGUUAAUGCGUUAUUAUAAGCAGAAGGAAAACUGGGGUUAUAUUUAAGAUGAAGUGCUAUAAAUUAAUAUUGUAAACCAUAUCGCCUCUGAAAAUAAAUUUAAUAUUUAC
Eriocheir sinensis (Chinese mitten crab) is the source of this 6844-nucleotide messenger RNA. RefSeq names its product eukaryotic translation initiation factor 4 gamma 3-like. Bases 407 to 5614 code for a protein of 1735 amino acids. The transcript is spliced from 24 exons. Gene Ontology annotation, cellular component: eukaryotic translation initiation factor 4F complex. NCBI's taxonomy places the organism in Eukaryota, Metazoa, Arthropoda, Malacostraca, Decapoda, Varunidae. Gene Ontology annotation, molecular function: translation initiation factor activity; protein binding; mRNA binding. The record is from RefSeq and is a predicted model, not a curated record.